This is a messenger RNA of Vigna radiata var. radiata (mung bean), 3410 nucleotides long. Its product is annotated as two-component response regulator-like APRR7. Gene Ontology annotation, biological process: cytokinin-activated signaling pathway; phosphorelay signal transduction system. The transcript has 9 exons. Gene Ontology annotation, molecular function: protein binding. Lineage: Eukaryota; Viridiplantae; Streptophyta; Magnoliopsida; Fabales; Fabaceae. The coding region runs from base 891 to 3083 and encodes 730 amino acids. The record is from RefSeq and is a predicted model, not a curated record.
UGGAAAUAUCUUCGCCACGUGGCAGUUCACCAACAUUCCGCACCUUCACUUCGUCCACGUCAUCAGCCGCGGUCAUCGCGCUUCCAUCCCACCCAAUAUCUUUCUUUUCCUUCUCCUCUAUAACGUCGGCGUUAUCUGCUUCUCCACCGUCCUUUCAGAUUGGUCAAUCUCCUUUCAUCUUCACAAUAGAACACGACCCACCUUCAAGAUUUUUCCCCCCGUUUUUUGGACAAUUUUUGUUUUUUUAGAUAAAUUGUUUAUCCUAAUUUCGCUUUAAGGUUUAACAGCGGUUUAAUUUUUAUUAUUAUUGUUAUUAUUAUGACGUAAUGACGUAAUUCCAAUGUUUUGUGUAAUGACUCCAUGAUGGCGAUUUGUGAAGUUUCUCACCUGUGUCAGCGAUUUAGCACGAAGAAUACGAUGCGUCGUUUCUGGUUCUGGAUGUUCAUGUUUGAGCAACGAUCUUGUGUGUGUAGGGUUACUGCUCUGAAGUUUUGAAUUUUCAGUAAAUUAAAUCACGGAAGGUCUCAGUAAGUUCUUCAGCUUAGUUAGGGUUUGGAAGAUACUUACGAAGAGAAAUUGAAUCACUUCUUGCAGGGGUUGGUGUUUGCUCUAGAUCCAUGGUUAGUUUUGAAUAAUUUGUGUUGAAUUUGAACUGAAUGGUCUUAGAAAGUGAUUGUACGCCAUUAGGGUUAGAGUUGUUGUAGAAAGGGUUUUGUCUGAGAGCGCUGUGGAUAUUUGGUCAAGGCAUUUGCUAGUCUUUCUUGUAUUCAUUGUAUAUAUCUAGUGAUUUGCAGUUGCAUUUGGGUUGGGGUUCGUGGAGAUUGUUGGAUGUGUGCUGUUUUUCUUUGGAUGAGGACGGGUUAUAUUCACUGUAAAUUUAGGCAUUCUGGAUGACAAGGGUUGUCCAGAUGAGUGUCGAUGGCGACAGCAAAGAGCUGAAAGAACUGAGUCAGCGCCUACGAGAUGGGAAGAAGAUUGCUGGCGGGGAACACGAGUUUUGCGAGGGUGAUGAAGUGAAAUGUAAUGGAUUAACUGAGGGAGUUAAGGCUGGACAGGAGGGGACUGUGGAGUCCUCUGCUCAGCAGCAUAUUCCACAACCUCAAGGGGCAAUAAUAUGUUGGGAGAGAUUUUUGCAUAUUAGAUCCCUUAAGGUUUUGCUUGUGGAGAUUGAUGACUCUACUCGUCAUGUUGUCACUGCACUGCUUCGCAAUUGUAGUUAUGAAGUUAUUGAAGCAGCUAACGGAUUGCAAGCUUGGAAGAUAUUGGAGGAUUUAACCAAUCAUAUUGAUCUCAUUUUAACUGAAGUGGCAAUGCCUGGUUUAUCAGGCAUUGGUCUUCUGUACAAGAUUAUGGGCCACAAAACUCGGAAAAAUAUUCCAGUAGUUAUGAUGUCAUCUCUUGAUUCUAUGGGUUUAGUCUUUAAGUGUUUGUCAAAGGGUGCGGUUGACUUUCUAGUCAAACCCAUUCGGAAGAAUGAGCUCAAAAACCUGUGGCAGCACGUUUGGAGAAGAUGUCACAGUUCUAGUGGGAGUGGCAGUGAAAGUGGAACGCAAACACAGAAAUCUGUAAAAUCAAAAAGUCUUGAGAAGUCUGAUAAUAAUUCUGGGAGCAAUGACGAAGAUGAUAAUGGAAGUGUAGGCCUGAAUAAUGGGGAUGGAAGUGACAAUGGUAGUGGCACUCAGAGCUCAUGGACCAAACGUGCUGUAGAAGUUGAUAGUCCCAAACCUGUCUCUCAGUGGGAUCAAAUAGCUGAGUGCCCUGACAGUACUUGUGCUCAAGUUGUUCACGCCAAUGCUGAAAUCGGUGGGAACAAGGUGGCUCCCCUGGGUGCAAAGGAGUGUUCAGAACAGAAGGAACAACUUGUCAACUAUAUCAAUGAGGUUCCAGUCAAAACUGCAGGUUCUAAGCAUAGCGCUGAUGCCGCCCCCUCUAAACCUCUGGACCCUAAUUGUGAAAAUCAAUCAAUCAAGCUAAGGUGCAAAGGUUUAUCAUUGUCUGAAGCCAUUACUGGCAGUUCUGAUUAUCAGAUGCAUAGUGGAGAAUUUGAAGCCCUAAAUAAAAGGCUGAAGUGCUCAGAUAUUGAAAAUAAAGGUACUAAUAAUGAUGAAGAAUUGCCAUCUCUUGACCUUAGUUUAAAGAGGCUUAGAGGAGUUAAAGAUACUGGUAUUACAAUUCAGGAUGAUAGGAAUGUCUUAAGACGUUCUGAUCAGUCUGCUUUCUCAAGGUACAAUGCAACCUCUAACGCUAAGAAAUCUCCCACUGGGUGUGUUGGAAGCAAUUCUCCCUAUAAUAAUAGCUUAGAAGUUACAAAGAAAGAUUCAUCUCAUGAUAUUCAAUCUCAUUCAAGCGGCAAUCUACCUAACCAAAAUUCAAAUGGUGCUAGCAAUAACAUUGAUAUGGGUUCCACUAGUAAUAAUGCUUUUGCUAAAUCUGCAGUUAUAAGUGAGCUAGCAGUGGCUUCAACCAAAUGUUUGUACCAAACAUCCACUUUCCAGCCUAUAAAAAAGAACCUUGUCUGUAACUCUCAACAAGUCAUCUUACAUAACACUGAAGAUAAAGCAGCAACAAUGCUGGCACUACCUAAAGUAGACAGACAUAGAGAUUCUGUUGCUGCAGACUUCCAUGUCCAUUAUGAAAACAAUAACUGUACUGAUGACAUGCACCAGCUGCCACCUGAUCAUGAUGCUGAAUCUGCAAAGAAAUUGGCUACUGCUGCUACUCCACAUUGUGGUUCAUCAAAUGUGCUAGAAGUGCUAGUUGAAGGUAAUGUUGGAAACCUCAGUAUCAAUAGAAGUGUUUCAGGAAGCAACAAUGGAAGCAAUGGCCAAAAUGGGGGCAGCACAGCAGUUAAUGCUGGAGGAAAAAACAUGGAAAGCGACAAUGGACUCCCUGGGAAUAGUGGCAGCGGCGAUGCUAGUGGAAGUAGAAGUGCCUACAGAGUAGAUCAAAACAAGACUUCUCAAAGGGAAGCAGCCUUAACUAAAUUUCGCCAAAAGAGAAAAGAAAGAAAGGAGAGGUGCUUUCAUGAAAAGGUAACAGUCCAUAGAGUACUUAAGUUCGAUAUCAGAGCAGAAAGAAGUUAGCUGAACAACGACCUCGAUUUCGUGGACAAUUUAUUCGACAGUCUUCUAACGAAAAGACAAGUGAGGCAACGACAGAGUGAUUCUGAUUCAGAGCAUUUGCCACAAUGCCAUAGUGAUGGAGAUAUGCGAGGAAAGGUCGACAAGUCUUCAUGUAGAAUUUGGGGAUUGUUUGUGUUCAUGUAUAAUGACUUUGGUUAUUCCAACUCAUUUGGAACCUGAAUUAAUUUAUGUGGUGAGAGAUUGUCAUGCUGGUUGAUGACAGGAUAACUUGUAGUCAGUACCCAAUUUCAAUAACUUUUUCGAUGAUCUUGUGCUUGAACUAUUAAA